This is a messenger RNA of Dalotia coriaria, 1227 nucleotides long. Its product is annotated as translation initiation factor eIF2B subunit alpha-like. NCBI's taxonomy places the organism in Eukaryota, Metazoa, Arthropoda, Insecta, Coleoptera, Staphylinidae. The transcript has 7 exons. Gene Ontology annotation, cellular component: eukaryotic translation initiation factor 2B complex. Gene Ontology annotation, molecular function: guanyl-nucleotide exchange factor activity; translation initiation factor activity. The coding region runs from base 289 to 1197 and encodes 302 amino acids. The record is from RefSeq and is a predicted model, not a curated record. Gene Ontology annotation, biological process: translational initiation.
GAAACAAAGAUUUACAAAAUAAAAAUGAUUUAAAACUGCAUAAAACAUAUAAAACUGGCAAUAAAAACCAUAUAAAUUUAAAUUAUUUAUAAUAAACCAUGUAAUUCCUAUGUAUAACAUUCAAUAUUAAUAUUUUCAUUGCAAUAAAAUAUUUCUGCGUGCCACGAGCGCCAUCAAUGUCACAUGCACAUGUUGUACUAAUUACACACCAGAUUGAAUAUAUAUUUUUGAAAAUAAACCCGGAAAGUUGAUAAUAACUAUCAAACGCACAUCUAAUACAAUCAAAUAAUGUCUCCUAAAAAGCCUAGGACGUGUAAAUCACCAGAAGAAGUAUUUCAUAACUACAUUUGCGAAAAUGAAGAUUUAUCAGUCGGAAUCGCCUCUAUCAUGACUCUAAUGCACACGAUUAAAAAUGCCAAGUACAGCACAUUACAAGAGCUUCGAGAAACCCUCCACGAAAGCAUAAAACAAAUGAAGCAAACAGACCAUCCAGUCGCUGCUAUCACCUCCGGCUGUGAAUUAUUCAUGCGUUUCAUCACUUUAAUAGAAGAUUCCGAGUCAAUUGAAGAUUGUAAGAAAAGAAUGUUAGCAAGAGCAGACAUAUUCCUACAAAAUCUAAACGAAUCACGUGGGACAGUCGCCCGAAUCGCACAGAAAUUCAUCCUGGAUGGUUCUAAAAUCUUAACACACUCGAAAAGUCGUGUUGUGCUGGCCGCAAUGAAAGAAGCAGCUGCACAAAACAAAAAGUUCCAAGUGUUCGUCACCAACACCGAUAAACGCGCGGAUACAAUGGAAACAGAACUGCGCAAAGCAGGAAUCAGUGUCACGAUGAUAUCGGACGCCGCCAUUGGAUACAUCAUGGAAUACGUGGAUUUCAUCAUGGUUGGCGCGGAGAGUGUGGUUGAAAGUGGAGGAAUUGUCAAUAAGCUCGGAACGUAUCCAAUGGCGAUCUGCGCGAAAGAAAUGAACAAACCGUUCUAUGUCCUCACAGAAAGCUUCAAAUUCUCGCGACUUUACAUUCUAAGCCAGGAUGACCUUCCAGAUGAAUAUAAAUUUUCACCUACGAUGAAAAAAGACAAAGUCAAACUGUCAAUGGUCGACUACACGCCACCUAUCUACAUAACCUUACUUUUCACCGACCUAGGUAUCCUCACACCUUCAGCUGUAAGCGAUGAAUUGAUAAAACUCUACUUGUAAUUUAAUUUAAUAAAACAUUGAUUAUCUGCA